Molecule: messenger RNA, 2832 nt
Organism: Fusarium odoratissimum NRRL 54006
Lineage: Eukaryota; Fungi; Ascomycota; Sordariomycetes; Hypocreales; Nectriaceae
Exons: 9
Coding region: 1114-2832 (572 amino acids)
Biological process (GO): transmembrane transport
Molecular function (GO): transmembrane transporter activity
Source: RefSeq, a predicted model, not a curated record
CGCCCUUCAUUGCGAAACGUCAGAGCCAUUUCCUUCGCACCAUCAAAAUCAUCACCUUGAUCUCCAGCGGCUGCCAAUAUCCGCUUGUCCUUCUCACCAACUGCUUUGACGUCUUCAUGCUGCCACUUGGCAAGCUCGGCGUAAGCGUCAUUGACCAAGUUCCAAUCAUUGUUGGCAGCGAUCUCGUUCCUGAGCUGGGUAUGAUCUUUGAGACCCUUCAUCCAGACGCUGAGACUGUAGAAACCACUAUUAAGAACGAGUUUGAGACCGUAAUGUAGGAGGCUAGGUCGUUCCGCUGCCCAGACUUGCCAUGGCCGGAAUGGAGUUGAGCCAGUGACAAAUGCCGAUUUAACGAGGUCUGGAUGUCGGCGGAUUAAUUCCAUCGUGGUGAAGCCGCCCAGUGAAAGGCCAACAACGUGCGCUUGUCCACCGUGAGCAUGUUUUCGGAUAAGAUGCGCGACAGAAUCUGCGGCGAGCUCAAUGGACCAUGGCCCUAUUUCUCUUGACUGAGAGUGUUUUGGGAGAUCUGGGACGAUGAGAUGGUAGUCGCUGAGGUGGGGAAUAACGUGCUCCCAUUCGAGGUUGCAGCUGAAGAGCCCAUGGAGUAAGACGAUCGUCGUCGGAGAGGCGUCAUUAUAUGACUUGAAAAAAAGCUCUUGUUGAAAUGUAGAUGCUUGCGACAUGAUUGCUGAGGUUCACUCUUAACGACAGAUUAUCUGCAGAAUGUUAUUCAGUCACAUCAUGGUGGUUGCUAGGACUUCAGUUGAGCUGCGCCACUGAAUUGAAUCGGCUAAUAUUUAUCCGAACGCGGCAUCCCAAUUGUUCUGCCCUGGACAAGUUUGCCUGGCAUAGCUCAAAACGACCCCGAGCGAGAAUGAAUCUGCAGGUACCAAAGGGAUUAAGCGAUGAUAAUUGUGUUGGACACUCUGGCCUCAGCAGCAUGUCAUAUCUCGAAGGAUUCAUGGAGGGUCGCUUGCGCGUCUUCGCGUCUACCAACACGUUCAGCUAAUUAAAAUGGUCCGAUUAAUCUUCGCACCUCCCAAAAAAUGAUUUUCAUUCUCUGCUUGACUUCUUUCUCUUUGUAAUGAAAUUGCUCACAAUGUCUUCUUGACAAUGCAGCGUCGUACAAGUCGCAGUCAGGAACCGGGCUACGAAAUGGAUACAGAGCCCCCUGCGCCCACUAAACCCACUGAAACAACACUGCAGAGCAGAGGAUCGGCGCCAAUUCUCCACAAUGCGGCCUCCCCUGAAGUAGAUCCGAUGGAGAACAACGACGAUAAGAAAUAUCUUACAGGUUGGAAGCUUCAUUCUUUGAGCGCAGCGCUUUGGAUCAGUCUCUUCUUAUCAACACUCGAGACAACCAUCGUCAGUACAUCGUUGGUCUCCAUAACCAAUGCCCUCAAUGGCUUCAUCCUUCGUGAUUGGAUCGUCACAUCCUACUUGUUGACAUAUACCGGCUUUUUGACUAUUUAUGCCAAGCUUAGCGACGUUUUCGGGAAGAAGACGAUGCUUUUGCUUGCACUACUCAUUUUCACGCUGUUCUCUGGUCUUUGUGGUGCUGCAAACAAUGUCGUUGAUCUCAUCAUCCUUCGAGCGUUCCAAGGCAUUGGCGCAUCAGGCAUCUAUGCCAUGAUUCUCGCAAUCGCUCCGAGCUUAGUGCCGAUCAGCAAAUACGCAAAAUACAUGGGCGUCAUGUCGACAGUCUUCAUCACCGCAAGCGUUCUGGGCCCUAUCUUGGGAGGUGUGAUUAGCCAGCAUUCAACCUGGCGUUGGGUCUUUCUUCUCAAUCUUCCGGGAGGAGCCAUCGCCUUUGUUAUGGUUUGCUUCUUCCUACCGGCUUCCGAAGAAUCAUCCAGCCUCUCCCUUCUGAAAGUACUGCGGUCAAAGGUUCGACGCUCGAACUGGGUCAGGAUCGAUGUGCUCGGAAUAAUACUCCUCCUUGCAGCCUCAGUUCUCCUCGUAUUCGCACUUGAGGAGGGAGGUACUCGAUACUCAUGGGGCAACGCGAUUGUCGUAGCCACCCUGGUUCUGGCAGUUGUGCUCUUCAUCGCCUUUGGUUUCUGGGAAGUCUACGUUGAAAAGUCGCCAAACAGGCAAGAACCUGUGUUCCCGCCGAGUAUUUGCAAGGAUAGAAUCUCAAGCGCCAUGCUACUGACCACUUGCUUCGUUGGCUUCCCUUUCGUCUCGAUGGUCGUCAACAUUCCGCAAAGGGCGCAAGCAGUGUAUGGAAUGUCACCAUCUCGCGCUGGCAUCAUCCUACUUCCCAUGAUGCUAACUUCUCCUGCUGCAACUGUUCUUUCAGGUUACUUGACUGGAAACGCUAAGGUGCCACCCGCAUACCUGAUAAUUAUCGCUGCGGUGCUACAAGUCUUAGGCGUCGGCUUGACAUGCUCACUGUCCACAGAUACAACUGACAUGCCAGAUGCUCAGUACGGAUAUGAGGUGUUGAUGGGAGUUGGGUUCGGUAUGAGUCUGGCUACCAUCUUGACUUUUGCUAGAGUGGUGGUUUCUGAAGCAAAUCUGCCUGUGAUGAUGGGCGCAUUGACUCAGAUCCGUGUUCUCGGUGGCACAGUCUCACUCGCAAUCUGCGCUACGCUUCUCAACAAUCAUCUGAAACCGAAGCUGCACGACCUUGUCUCUUCGGAGCAGGCAGCGGCUAUCCUUGACUCCGUAUCUGCGAUAGAUGAUCUAGAACGGUCCCAGCAGCUAGCUGUGAGAAAGGCAUUUGCCGAAGGUUACAACCUGCAGAAUAUCUUCAUGACAGCCAUGUCUGCUGCUGGUUUGAUCGCUUCUUUAUUCUUGUUGGAGAGACAUCCACGUAUAGCAAAGUAG